AUGGGCACAGUUGUGGAUGCCACUCCAGCAGUUGUGGCUGAGGAGGUCACUGAGAACAUGUUGGGUGGCAAGAAAGUUACAGUUGUAUUUGUUCUAGGUGGUCCUGGAAGUGGAAAAGGCACACAGUGUGCCAACAUUGUGGAGCACUUUGGAUUCACCCAUCUUAGUGCUGGAGAUCUUUUGCGUGCAGAGAUUAAAUCUGGCUCUGAGAAUGGAACCAUGAUCGAGAACAUGAUAAAGGAGGGAAAGAUUGUUCCAUCGGAGGUGACUAUAAAGCUGUUGCAGGAGGCAAUGAUAAAAAAUGAAAAUGACAAAUUCCUGAUCGAUGGAUUUCCAAGGAACAAGGAGAAUCGUGCAGCUUUUGAGAAUGUUACCAAAAUUUCUCCUGCGUUUGUGCUAUUCUUUGACUGUUCCGAGGGAGAGAUGGAGAGACGUCUGUUGGGGCGCAAUCAGGGAAGAGUUGAUGAUAACAUUGAAACUAUCAAAAAAAGGUUCAAAACCUUUGUUGAAUCAAGUCUGCCUGUCAUUGAGCAUUACAACUCAAGGAACAAGGUUAAAAAGAUUGAUGCUGCAAAACCAAUUCCUGAGGUGUUUGAAGACGUCAAAGCCAUUUUUGCCCCAUAUUCUCCAAAGCAUUUCCAGAUGGAUCUUUAA
Miscanthus lutarioriparius is the source of this 654-nucleotide messenger RNA. The record is from the annotation of a GenBank genome assembly. NCBI's taxonomy places the organism in Eukaryota, Viridiplantae, Streptophyta, Magnoliopsida, Poales, Poaceae.